CCUUCCAAAGCAAACGAUUACGACUACACUGGGACAUGACAUCAUCGGGCAACACCACACACACACAUUUCAGUCCAAUAUGGACUUUCAACAAAACAACUGGACCAAAGAAUAAUCGUAUUCUUGAUUUUUAAUGUCAACUUGUAGCGUGCUCUAUCAAAAUAAAAAAUUUAUGACUGCGAAUUCAAAUGAGACCUGUGAUUCAUUCCCGAGAGCAAAAUUUUAUCAGCGGUCAUCGGUGUUAAGUCAGAUAAUGCUAAGAAAUUAUCGGUUGGUUUUAUGAUUAUCAUUUUCAUGAUUGUCCGAGAAUGAUUUUUUGACGUUAUUAUGGAAUCUGCUAAUGAUUCUUUCACUUAUGAGGCAAAAUUGGACAUUCCAUUUAUUGAUGGAGAAAUGGAAAAUCAAGAUCAGGAAGUAAAUCGAGUAGCUGGAAGCACUACCAAUCCCACCGAACCCUCCAGAACUCACAAUACUCGCCCACCUCCCAAAAGUGACGGUGUGCUAUCCUUGUUUGGCAAUUAUUCCUUUCCAUAUCUAUUGACUGCGUCUGUGAUUAAGUUAGGUAUUUAUCUCAAUAAACUAUACCAGGAUAGUUCUGCUGUGGGGAAGUACUACACCGACAAAGAACUAAAUUAUUGUAUAGUGUCUGCGUUUUGUUUGUUUCUGCCAGCGCUUAUUUACAUCAUGUACAUUGUAUCGGCGUACGUCAAAGAACAAGAGGAAGCUGAAGCUAAAGAAGUUGGCACGAAAGUUGUGUACGGAUGCUUGCUGGUGCCAUGGCAAAUAAAAGGACGAGUUGAAGUUCUACAAUUUUCAGCGCAACGCAUUUGUAACAAGAGACCUCUUACGGAGAACGAAUUGGAAGAAAAGUCCUUCUUGGAAAGACAGGCUGCUGUCCUAGAAUUUUUUGAAGAGUUUUAUGCUGGGCUGAUUCAAAUGAUUCUGCAGCUUUAUAUUAUUAUACUUUCUUUAGAUACAAAAGUAGAAUACAAAGCACUGACUGGGGAAAUCAUAGCAUCAGGUUUGACACUUAUGUCAAUGAUGGCAGCUGUCAGGCGAAGAGACGAUGGCAUACUAACUGGAACACUCUCAUAUACUGGCUGGAUGACAAUCAUGAUCUCUCGUGCCAUCGCCAUUUCCCUUGCUACAACAGUCAUCCAUGGAUGGAUGGUCAUCGUAUGCAUCCUUCAUGGAUUGUUCAUAUCAACAUGGAUAAGUUCCAUCGCCAUAAGGACGCAUUACAAAGAAUCCCCAUCCAUGGUGUUCACAAAAAAGAGAAAAAUCGCCAUGUUCUUUCUUGUCUUCUCAGUCUUUGGUCUACCUUCGCUUACAUAUUGGCCUAUAAUGUUCGAUUUAAAAAAGCAUAAAAGACCACUGAUAUUUUUGCUUGUACUUUUAAUAGAAAAUGUAGCAUUCACUGCACUUUGGGUAGUAUUUAAGGAACACAGGGACUUGCAGAAGCAUGAUUUAAUUCUUGCAUGCACCAUGGGUGGCUGUUUUGCGGUGGGAGCAUUCUUUUUGCUGUUUUAUAUUUGUUGUAAGCCAAAAUACACAGAUUCUGUUGUGUAUCAUGACAUGAAAGUGAAAAAUGCUGAUUCCUUUGGAAUGUACUUUGAUUUUUGUGAUGCUACAUUUAAAUUAUCCAGGAAAAAAGAAGUUGAGACCAAGUUGAAAGAAAUACGGGAUAAAGGAAUGCUACAGCAAUGAUAACAAGUGAAGAAAGUGUUUUUAAAUUAAAAAUUUCAUCCUAAAAUUUAAGGGCGAUGCAGAUUUAUUUUAAAGUACCUUUGUGUAGUUUAACAGUUUGUUCAAGAAAUUAAGGUUUAAUUGAAACUUCUAUGUUAUUGAUGUUACAAUUAUUGCAGAGAUUUUAAAUUUGUUAAAUAAAGUUUUUUUUUAACAAAU
Messenger RNA from Parasteatoda tepidariorum (common house spider), 1905 nucleotides. RefSeq lists its product as uncharacterized. Gene Ontology annotation, cellular component: membrane. Lineage: Eukaryota; Metazoa; Arthropoda; Arachnida; Araneae; Theridiidae. The record is from RefSeq and is a predicted model, not a curated record.